AUGGCUGCGUUGAAUGCGACAGGAACCGCGGGACCUGGAGAGCUUCGGGAACGCGACACCAAAAAAUCCACAAGCAGCCUGCACGACGACAAGGCGCAGGCGGAGCUCUCUCUCGGCAUCAAAACAUCCCCGCGUCACCCAAGAGCUCAAUCACCUGUUGCUGCGCCGCCUUCUCACCGUGCGCCGCGUCGACGAGUUUCCAGGCGUUUUCCUUGGAACAAGGCAGCUGCGCUCGGCGUGCUUGCUGGCCUUGCGUUCGUCCUCUUGCGUCCCGCUCUCCUCCGCUUCUUCUCCCCCCACCACGAGCCUCCCAGUGACCACGCCGACCCUCCUGCGCCCAAAACCCUCACUGGCACGUCGCCGCUGCCCGUAGCGUCGCUUUCGCCCAGUAUGGCGCUGAACAACACCACGGGCGCAACGAGCAUUGCUCGUGUUUAUCCCGAUGUCAACGCGAACAUGCCCCGCUCCUACUGGGACUACGACUCGGUCAACAUCUCCUGGGGCGUCCUGGAAAACUACGAAGUCGUGCGAAAGAUUGGGCGCGGAAAGUACUCGGAAGUCUUCGAGGGCAUCAACGUCGUCAACUACCAGAAAUGCGUCAUCAAGGUCCUGAAGCCCGUCAAGAAGAAGAAGAUAAAGCGCGAAAUCAAGAUUCUGCAAAAUCUGUCUGGCGGCCCCAACAUCGUCUCGCUGCUGGAUGUAGUGCGCGACAACCAGAGCAAAACACCGUCGCUGAUAUUCGAAUAUGUCAACAACACCGACUUCCGGAGUCUUUACCCCAAAUUCCAGGACUACGACGUGCGGUUCUACAUAAAUGAGCUCCUCAAGGCUCUAGACUUCUGCCACAGCAAAGGCAUCAUGCACCGGGAUGUCAAGCCUCAUAACGUUAUGAUCGAUCAUGAGAAGCGCAAGCUACGGUUGAUCGAUUGGGGUCUUGCUGAGUUCUACCACGCCGGGACCGAGUACAACGUCCGCGUCGCUUCGCGGUACUUCAAAGGCCCGGAACUGCUGGUCGACUUCCAGGAGUACGACUACUCUCUCGACAUGUGGUCGCUCGGUGCCAUGUUCGCGUCCAUGAUUUUCAGGAGAGAACCGUUUUUCCACGGCAACAGCAACUCGGACCAGCUUGUCAAGAUUGCGAAAGUCCUGGGAACCGAAGACUUGUUCGAUUAUCUCGACAAGUACGAUAUCGAGCUAGAUGCGCAAUACGACGACAUUCUGAGCCGGUAUCCCAAGAAGCCAUGGCACUCGUUCAUCAACGCGGAAAACCAGCGUUUCGUGAGCAACGAUGCCAUCGACUUCCUUGAUAAGCUUCUGAGAUACGACCAUCAGGAUCGUCUCACGGCCCAAGAAGCAAUGGCGCAUCCAUACUUCGCCCCAGUUCGGCAGGCUGCUGCACAGCAGAACAGCAGUGCCGCAACAUGAUUGAUACCCGCUCCAGUAACUAGACCUCAAGUAAUGGCAUGAAUACACAAACACAAGAUGCUCACCUUCAGCCUCGCAUUCCAUGACACUCCUAGCGGGCUACCACUUCUUCUUACCGAUCAUAUAUUGUCACUCAAGAUGACUUCUUUGGGAGCAAAAGUCACGUUAACGGUUGGUGGGUUUAGGCGCUCUCCUUUUGCAUACGUAUUGCGUGGUCGGCUAUGCUGUUGGAGGGAUAUCGGCUUUGGAAAUCUCUGCUCGAAUGGGAUGUAAGCAUGGCAAGGCGUUAGAGUGUUAAUGCAUCCUCGGAAUC
Molecule: messenger RNA, 1738 nt
Organism: Parastagonospora nodorum SN15
Lineage: Eukaryota; Fungi; Ascomycota; Dothideomycetes; Pleosporales; Phaeosphaeriaceae
Exons: 5
Coding region: 1-1425 (474 amino acids)
Biological process (GO): regulation of transcription by RNA polymerase III; protein phosphorylation; regulation of transcription by RNA polymerase I
Cellular component (GO): protein kinase CK2 complex; cytosol; nucleus
Molecular function (GO): ATP binding; protein serine/threonine kinase activity
Source: RefSeq, a predicted model, not a curated record